AUGGCUGAGACUACCGUUCGAAAGGUCGUGGUAGUGGGAGGUGGUGUCGCCGGAAUUUCACUGGCACAUCAUUUGCUCCGACGAACACUGCCAACUCUGACCGAGGCCCUUGGUCAAUCUUACCAUGUCACCCUUAUUUCACCAUCAUCGCACUUCUACUGGAAAGUUGCCGCUCCAAGGGCUUUGGUGGAUCCCAAUCCAGGCUUUCCAGAGCCCUUUGCUUCCAUCGCAGAUGGAUUUCAGGAAUAUCCCGAGUCACGCUUCAAGUUCAUUCAAGCUCGUGCUACAUAUCUUGACGAAAAGGCUCAAACUCUCCAUGUACAGCUCUCCGGUACUAGCGAGAUUGUUCCUGUGGAAUACGAUUCUCUCGUGAUUGCCAGCGGGACAACCACUCACAGCCCUUUGUUCUCCUCUGCGGAGACACACACCGAGACGAAGCGCAUCCUCGGGGAGAUGCAGAUCCGCUUACGCGAUGCCAAAUCAAUCCUUGUGGCUGGUGGAGGACCGACGGGUGUUGAAACGGCCGGGGAGAUUGGAGCAAUGAGACAGCACUGGCCCGACGCAAACAAAUCAAUUACACUGCUAUCGGGCAACGCUUGCCUGCUAUCGCAUGCAAACCCUCGGACAUCUGCGACUGCUGAGCAAAUGCUCAAAAAUCUGGACGUUGAUGUGAUCCAUGAACUCCGGGUUACAUCGGCUAUUCAAAAGAAGCAAGAUCAGGGCCCGUGGGAGAUAACCUUGAGCGACCAGUCUACCCGAAAAGUCGAUGUCUACAUCGAUGCCACGGGAAGCACGCCCAAUACCACGUUCCUACCAUCUACAUGGCUCGACUCGAAGGGUUUUGUCAAAACCGACCAAUCCAGUCUUCGUGUACAGAACGUGACUGGAGUCUACGCAUUGGGUUCCGUUACUUCCUUCACCAAUGGAAGCUUCUUCGACGCUAUCCAGCCCGUUCCAUCCCUCAUUGACAGUUUCCGGGACGACCAAUUGGCGCUCUAUCCCGAGUUAUCGAGCCGAGGCCAGACCUGGUGGGAGUGGAUGUUCGGUCGUCAAACACGAUUGUAUCAGCAAAAGGUUGCGCUGACGCAGUUCGUGGCUGUGGGCAGAGAUGGAGGCGUCGGGGAACUCGGGGGUUGGCGAGUACCAAGUGGGUUGGUAUACAAGGCUAAGGCAAAGACUUACAUGGUGGAGAAGAUGGACUCCGUUGUAUACGGGCAAGAUUCUCGUCGGGCUUAG
Messenger RNA from Penicillium subrubescens, 1236 nucleotides. RefSeq lists its product as uncharacterized. NCBI's taxonomy places the organism in Eukaryota, Fungi, Ascomycota, Eurotiomycetes, Eurotiales, Aspergillaceae. Gene Ontology annotation, cellular component: cytoplasm. The record is from RefSeq and is a predicted model, not a curated record. Gene Ontology annotation, molecular function: flavin adenine dinucleotide binding; electron-transferring-flavoprotein dehydrogenase activity. The transcript has a single exon. Bases 1 to 1236 code for a protein of 411 amino acids.